Molecule: messenger RNA, 1686 nt
Organism: Pomacea canaliculata
Lineage: Eukaryota; Metazoa; Mollusca; Gastropoda; Architaenioglossa; Ampullariidae
Exons: 7
Coding region: 306-1616 (436 amino acids)
Cellular component (GO): membrane
Source: RefSeq, a predicted model, not a curated record
AGCGUAGUGAUAAGAAAAGUUUUGUUAAUUUUACGACUGAUUUAAAAAAUACCACUGGCAAGCUUUUAUUUCGAGCUCGCAGUGCCAAUAUUUACGACAAAGUUCAGCUCCGUGGUGUCAAGCUGCAGUACGGAUCGUGCACUGAGCCUGCAUGCUCGUUUGGAAGUGACUAUGAGCCUUCCAAUUGUAGUUGGAGUCUGAACAACUGGGACAUAACCUUUCACCUUACAGCUCCACCUGAAACCAUCAACGCUGCUACAAGAGGAUAUUUCGCACAUGUCGUCAACACAGCUCUCACAGGUACGAUGACCACAAGCUUAGUUCAGCCAACAGGAGCCCACAAAGGAUGUCUAGAAUUUAGUUUUAUUCUUUAUGGCCCUGAUUUGAGACUGCUCGUGUUGAUUCUAAGUUUGGAUGGAAAUCGGAGAGAGUUGUGGGCAGUGUCUUCAAAUAUGUCAACUAUCUCAUACACCUGGCAGCAAGCACGAGUGCCAGUGACAUCCCCAACUGCAUUUACAGUGAUCUUUGAAAACUAUCCCGCUUACAGCAACUCUGGUUUCAUUGCCGUCGACUCUGUUAAAUACACAAUAAUGAAAGAAUGUUUUGUCGAACCAUGGGACGCUCAUAUAUCUAGCGAUAACGUCAUCUCAUCGUCGUUGUCGUUGUCGUUGUCGAGUUCCACACAAACAAUGCCAGAAACAAUCAGUUCAGUUUUGGGGUUAAAAAUUUCUAAACUGGAAGCCAACACUACAUUUCUCUCAUCAACGUGGCCUCGUUCUGAGGACGAUACAACAGGUUCCCAAGCGGCAACGUUUUCACAGUCAAACAAUGAUCAGAAGACGCCAGUGAUUGUUGGUGCUGUAGUGGCGGUGGUCAUCGUCAUCGUCUGCAUAGUCGCUCUCAUCAUCAUCGUCAUCAGAAAGAGACGCAAAAAGCACCAGGGAUGGAAAAGCACGAGUGAUGACACACCAGUUGCUGGGAUUGUGAAUGACCUGCAUAAUGACAGUGAUGAUCCUCUGUCCAGUACGACCCUGGUGGAUAUAAAGGACACGCUGGUCUUCUCAAAACCUGAUGUUGACCCCUGUGAUGUCGCAGACGAUGGGCUACCGGGGUCAACACGCUCUGCUGUCAUCGACAACUGUGGACACAUACCUAGCCCUGAAGAUAAAGCAGGAUCAUGUUCCAGCUCACAACACAGCCACAAGCAAAGUAAAGAACCAUCAGAAAUAUACUCACAAGUUCACAACAAGAAAAAGGAAACAGUAGACGUAUACUCACAAAUUCACAAAAAAAUCAAGGAAACUGGAAAUAAAAGUCUAGAGCAAAGCAGUGAAGCUGAAGGUUUUGUCAGUCCAUUGCACACUCCCAAGAUCUUCGAGCUCUCCGACCCACAGAGACCUUUGGCCAUGGCAAAUACAGAAGAUGAACAAGAAUACAAUGCCCUUAACUUUGAACAGCACAGGCAAGUCGGGAGGAGCAGUUCACCAAGGGAGGAUAGUAGACAGACCUAUGACCACAUCCAGGGCGAUGUUGUGAACGACUGCCCCAAGGUUGAAGACAAGAGACAGGCUGCUAACAUGGUGGUUGACACUGAGUACGACCACCUUGGCACAUGAGACCAUGAACAUGGUUGAAGGAUGCGCACUCUAAUUUCAACUGGGUGAUUAUUUUCUUACGGAAAAUAAA